UACUCAGUCUCAUAGUGGUCGCUCGUUACAGAAGUCCCCCCUUAGAAUGUUUCACUAUGUAGUGGUAUCUCUGGCAGUGCACCAAGACUCAAACUCAAGAGAGUUUACUUUAUUCUUUGGCCCCCUAUAUUCUCACCCCUGGGGAGAAUAGCUCUUGACCCAAUAUUCUCACCCCCACCCUGGUGUGGGCAUGAGGCGAGGACUCACCCCUGACCUCUGGCAGACCGAUAAAAUCACCUAGGCUAGGCUGCCCUAGGUGGCUUACCUCAUGUGGUUGAGAAAUGACUCGAGUGUUUGGCGCUUGUUUACUUGUAGGCCAACUGCUGAUUACCGUUGCCAUAGCCUUAAGUUUUUUUAUCAAAUAGAUUCUAGACUUCUUAAAAUUAGGCUAUAAUUGUGAAAUUAUGUGAAUACUGAAGCAUUUUGAAUACCUCGCUCACAAUGCCUGGCAAGAGAAGUCGUCAUUUGCAACUUCAAAAGGCGAGAGAAUUGAGAUGGGCAAGAGCAGCUGUGGCUAAACACUUGAAGGCAACUGAACCUGAGCCACCACCACCACCACCUUCAGUGAUAGGUCAAGGACACCCGGAGAAGCCAACAGCGAAUCGGCAGAAAGACCAGACAACAAACGCGGGGAAUAAUGACUGUGUUAAGAGAUUACAGCCUGCUUCAGUGGCAGAGGAUAGCAGUGUCGAAAAGUAUAUCCAGGAUUCAAGUUCUUAUUCCACCUACCCAGCAGUCACCUCACCAGCAGUCACCUCGCCUGCAGUCACCUCUCCUGCAGUCACCUCACCAGCAGUCACCUCACCAGCAGUCACCUCACCUGCAGUCACCUCUCCUGCAGUCACCUCACCAGCAGUCACCUCUCCUGCAGUCACCUCUCCUGCAGUCACCUCACCUGCAGUCACCUCUCCUGCAGUCACCUCACCUGCAGUCACCUCACCUGCAGGCAAGAAUGACUUUGUUUUUGAACAAUUUGACAGAAGUGGAUAUGUCAUUGUAACAGCAGACUCUUGUCAGCCCAUGAAGGUAACUUUUGAGAAGAAAAUACACUUUCAAAUCAUAUUCGAUUCUUUGAAAAUGGCAGAUAGCUUGGUAAGUGAACCGUCUAGUGAAGCGCCAGAGACUGAAGGUGGAGAGAUGAGCUAUGUCAUUAUUGAAAAUGCUAUAUCUGGACUGGAGAGAGAUCUAAUAAGUGAAAGUGAUCUGUUACAUGUUGUUAAUGUGCAGGAUGAAGAGCUUCCCAUAGAGGCCUCGUCUUCCGAUCAAAUCGAAAAAGAAAAAAGUUUAAGCAGGAAAAGGAAACGAUCAAAAGUGAUGGAAGAAGAUGAGUGUUACUGUCAUUACUGUGAUUUACCGCUACGAAACAGGUCCAAGUAUGUGAGCCAUUUACAAAAAAAACACCCGAAUCGGAGGGAUAGCAAGAAGUUAAUUAAGGAAUUUUCAAAGGUUAAGAAUGUAGAAGACAGUGAUUCUAGUGACAGUGUGAGUAAAAGCAUUGAGGAUUUGUCCAAGGUUGAUGAGACCGAAGUGUUAAAGUGUGGCCAGUGUGAUGUCUCUUUCAGAACUCAAUCUGGCUUUGAUCGGCAUCGCAAGUGGCAUUUGAGAGAGGAGAAUGGAGGAGAGAUUCCUGUAGUGGACAAACAACAUUUGAUAGAAAAAGAAGAAUCUGUAGCGGAUGACAAUAAUCAGGGACUUGUUGAGUCAAGUGAGGAGGGACAUUCAACAGAGGAAACUAUAUGUGAGAUUCCCACUGCCAGAUUUCCUUGUCGUUUCUGUCAGGAAAUAUUUCCCUCCAUUUUGACACGUAGAAGCCACAUUCAGGUUAUGCAUGAAGAUGAACUGAAGUGCAAAUAUUGCGGCAUUGUUUUUGUUACUGCUUACGAAUGCCAAACACAUUGUAAGACUCAUGGACCUUUCUGCUUUUUGUGCAAAGAGUUGUUUUCUAACUGGAGUCACUUAAACAUUCACUGGAGGGACAAACAUUUAGAUUCUGUGGAUGCUGAAGGCAACAAAAUAUUUGAGGAAUGUCCAAAAUGCAUUCUUGUAUUUGCUGAUAAAAAGAAACUUGUGAAACAUUUGAAAAACCAUGAACGACUUGAACAGAGGGAAAAAUAUGUCUGCCAUGUAUGUGCCAAAGUCAUGCUAUCUAAGCCUGCUUUUGAUGCACAUGUGCACAGCCAUAGUACUGACAAAGGUAUCACUGACCAGAUGCCAUGUGACCAGUGUGGCAAGAUUUUUGCCAAUAAACAUGCCCUCAACAAUCAUCAUGCGAAGCUGCACAGGGCAAGACCUUACAAAUGUAAAGUUUGUAGCAAGGCUUUUGCUCUUUCCUUUCACUUGAUACGUCAUGAAUACCAACACAUUGCCGGCAGACCGCACCAGUGUUCUCUCUGUCAGAAAUGUUUUUCAUCGAGUUAUAACCUAACGGUACACAUGAGGACCCAUACAAAGGAAAGACCAUUUAGCUGCAUCCAUUGUUCACAACGUUUUAGCCAUAAGUGUACAUUACAGGGACAUGUUGCUUUAAAGCAUAAGUCAGAUACACCUAUCAGCUAAUCCACUUAGCAAUUCAGAGUAACUUUUUCGACGACCAUGUCAGUACAGUUAUAUAAGGUCUGAAUCCGUAUUUAUAACUGUUUUUGUAAGUUGUCCAUUAUCCCUGAGUGUUUAGUGUAUGCCUUUGAACACAAUGCCAAGAGUAUCCCUGCAGUUGUUAUUUUGCUCUAGUUAAGUGAAACAUUGUUUAAAAUUGUUCAUGUUACAUGCAGCAUUCCAAAUUUUUAAAAGGAAUACCAUGUAUAUACAUACAUAUAUAAUCCUCACAUAGAUCCAAUAAGACCCCCUCCCAACUCUGUUUCUGUAAUCUAGAUAGAUAAAGAUUUAGUCUGUUUUAUCUUACCCUAUUAGCGCCACUGUCACUGAAUCAAGUCUAGGCUUACAGAAUACCAAAAUUAAAUGUGUUGAAGUCUCAACACAUCCCAUACAAUCUGGAUCCAAUGAAUCACAUAGCUCAUAGCUCUAGAAUUAUGUAAACCCAAUUCAUUUAACAGAAAUUUAGUUUUCUUAUGGGGCUGUCAUGAUUUAGAGAUAUGGUGUUCUCUCAUUGAAAAGAUCCAGAGUUCGAAACCUGAGUGAGAGCUUUAAAAGUUUCCUUUUAAAAAUGUUUCUCCUUUCCCCUCUUUCCUGUUCUCUAGUCCUGUUCUGUUAUUUGCUUUCAUCGUAUAUCGAAGCUGAAAAUGCUCUAGUCGGUAUAAAAAUACACAGAGUAUAAAGUGUCUUCGAAAUCGGAAUGAGGCUGCCUGAAAGCAAGGGGCCCUAUGAAGAAGGAAAAAAGGUCACAUAAGCCAAGCAAAAAUGAGUUGCACUGCAGGUUGAAGAACCAGCAAUUGACUACCUAUGAUUUAGCAGGGGAAAGCAAAGAAGAAUAUUGUUCGUAUUCUUUUUUUUUUUUUAGAAUAUUUAUUAUGCUUAAGUACAAAAUGUAUACACUGGUAUACUGUUGACAACACAGAGACAAAGUGACAAGAUACUGUGAGAAUCUAAGCCGGCUGAACAAUCUCAACUCAUCACAAAGAUCUACUAGAUCUCAUAACCCCCAUAAUGGUCCCAAAAUUAAUUAACAUGAACAUAAAUAGGAACAUUAUAGCUUGGAUUCUUGAGUUCUUAACCGAUCGACCUCAAUAUGUAAAAUUAAAUGGUGUAAAAUCUUACCUCCUAUUCAUGAACACCGGUGCGCCCCAAGAUUGUGUAAUAUCCCCUGUCUUGUUUACGCUUUACACCACUUUUGAUAACAAAAACGUCAAACUAAUAAAAUUUGCGGAUGAUUCCAUUCUACAAGGAUUUAUAACAACAAAUGAGAAUGAAUACAGGGACGCUGUAAAUGUAUCUACAAAUUGGUGUGACUACCACUUCCUUUUACUAAAUAUAAAAAAAACAAAGGAAUUAAUAAUAGACUUCAGAUAUUUUUUAAACCAAUUGCAACCAAUAUUUAAGAUAUGGAGGUGGUAAGCUCUUACAAGUAUCUUGGAAUAACAGUUGAUAACCAGCUUGACUGGCUCUUGCGCAUAAAAAAGUAAAUCAAAGAAAGUUCCUUUUAAAGAAAUUAAGAAGUUUUCGUGUCGAUAAUAAGAUUA
Messenger RNA from Aplysia californica (California sea hare), 4133 nucleotides. RefSeq names its product zinc finger protein 184. Gene Ontology annotation, cellular component: chromosome. The record is from RefSeq and is a predicted model, not a curated record. Gene Ontology annotation, molecular function: chromatin insulator sequence binding. The transcript has 4 exons. NCBI's taxonomy places the organism in Eukaryota, Metazoa, Mollusca, Gastropoda, Aplysiida, Aplysiidae. Gene Ontology annotation, biological process: regulation of transcription by RNA polymerase II. Bases 442 to 2556 code for a protein of 704 amino acids.